Molecule: messenger RNA, 987 nt
Organism: Durusdinium trenchii
Lineage: Eukaryota; Dinophyceae; Suessiales; Symbiodiniaceae
Source: the annotation of a GenBank genome assembly
CUCAGACAACCUCAAUCUCUCGAUUGUCCUUCGUCAGCUUUGGCUCAGGGUCAACACUUCUCACAGGACGCGAACCAUGGCAGCCGUGGAAUACGCCAGGUCAGGAAGAUCAAGUUGCAGCUGCUGUGGCGAGCGCAUCGCAGUAGAUUCCGUGCGAUUCAAGGUUGCCAGGAAAUGGCAUUGCGUCGAAUGCUUUGCCCAGAGUGGCAAGAGGAGCGAGAGGAGUGUUGAUGGUGCUGACGACCUGAGCAUUGAUGACCAACGCAUUGUCUCAGAGCUCAGGAAGAGAUCACGAAGUGCGUCGGCGCUCCAGCAGGAGGCCGAAGAGCUACGAGCAGUGCGACAAUGUGUUCGCGAGUGGUCGAAGAACUACGGAGAGUGCGAAACUAAGAAGGAUGCCGAAAAGGAUGAGACUUCCGAGUCCGCUGAAUCGCAGUCCACAGAGCUCUCCGAGCUUUGGGCCUUGGCCGAGAAAUUGAGGGCCCUAAUUGCUACUAGGAGCAAGGACGCUAGCAGCUCCCGGCCACACUACUUGAUGGCAGCACUUGAAGCACUGGAGACUUGAAUUGCUUCGUACUCGUAGGACUUGAUAUUUCUUGAACGGGCUUUGCUAAGGGACUUUAGCACGGCCAGGGGCAAAAGGCUCCGAAAAGCUUCCAUAUUUAGGGCGUGUCAGAUCCAGGGGAAGAAGGAAUCUGUCACCAAAUUUGAGAUCCAACGCCGUGCCAAGUGGCUGAACUGGCCGGACAUUGGAUCUGGAUGGAUCUGGUGUUUGGGCACGAUCAAGGAGAGCAUGUGCUUGUGAGCGGGUUGUUCGUGUGCGUGCUUGAGGGCUUGUCAGCCAACAUCCUUGAGGCCAAGUCUAAAACGACUUCUGUUGAAUCCCGGAUAAUCUUUACCAUGUCAAGAAGAGUACAGUUUUGGUUGUCGCCUGCCGAAACUGAGGCCACAGAAACGUGCGCGGGUCAGGGCCUCGUUGAAUGUGAA